Molecule: messenger RNA, 1329 nt
Organism: Desarmillaria tabescens
Lineage: Eukaryota; Fungi; Basidiomycota; Agaricomycetes; Agaricales; Physalacriaceae
Exons: 10
Coding region: 196-1143 (315 amino acids)
Source: RefSeq, a predicted model, not a curated record
AUCGACACUAGGAAGGGACAGCGUACCCGUCCUCUUUUUCGCCCCUCACAAAUCACCCCGCCUAUAUCCAUGGCUCCUAUAUCCGUCCCUGGUGUUAACGUACCUCUCGUCACUGGCCCAUUGGUGUGCAACUCGUGCUGCCAACAUGUCUCAGUCCGUUAACCGAUUGUGCAUAUUGCCCAGAUACUUGGUUACAUGUGGGGAUACGGCCUUUUUGGCAUUCUCACCGUUCAGAUGUAUAUUUAUCAUAUCCAUUUUAACCACAAAGACACGUGGAGAAUGAGAUUAUAUGUGUGGUUCAUAUACCUUCUCGAGGUCAUUUUUACCAUUUUUUCAACUAUCGCGGCUUGGGAUCAAUAUGCUGAUGGAUGGGGAGACGUGGAUUCGCUCUCGUAUAUCGACUGGUCCUGGGAACCACUUCCUGCACUCAAUGGCACUAUUUCUGCCAUGGUUCAAACAUUUUAUGUUUGGAGAAUUUUCAACCUUACGAAAAACGUAUGGAUCUGUAUCUUGAUCGAAAUUGUUGCUGUUGCGCAAUGCGUGCUUGCCUAUUAUUACGGAAUAGCGGUAUCUGUACAAGGUCUGAGUGUCACCAAGCUCGUUGGGUUAACACCUGUGGUUAGCACAUGGCUAGCCGGGAGUGCAGUUUGUGAUGUACUGAUCACUUCUGUGAUCGUCUAUGUUCUAUGGCAAGCAAAUAGCCAAUCGACCUUUAGUCAGACGACAAAUGCAGUCACGAAAAUUAUCCGUUUCACAGUUGAGACGGGAUUACUGACUUCCAUGGCUGCUGUAGUAGAGUUGGUCCUUUGGUUAGUCCAGCCCAGGUAUUACGUCCAUUUCAUCGGAUUUCUCGUCCUAGGAAAGCUGUAUUCUAAUGCCCUCGUCGCAACUUUGAAUUCAAGAGCGCUUGUUUUCGGUACCAUUCAAAAUGGCGCUCUCAUCACCUCGUCAGGAUCGAUACCGCACCCUUCGAGUUCUUUCUGGGACGAGGCUGGACCGAAAAUUACAGCACCACUUGGAGCAUUACGGUCACAGACCGUACACGUAACACGAACCACAGAAGUCCACGAGGAUGGCGACUCUCAUGAGAUGAUCGUUGUAUCGGUGAGAUUUAGAGAGAAUUCACAUGCGAUGGCGGGCUGACAUCUGAAAAGGAUUUCAAGAGAGGUGAAAAUGCCAUAAGUCUGGGCAUUGACGGUAACGGCGGACCAAAGUAUUAUGAACAUCACCUGUAACGAGCCAUAACGCACCCCAGUUUUAAGUUAUUUAUUUUUUAUGCCACAACUUGUGUAACACAAGGCGAAUGAAGUUGAAAUAGGUAUCCGUUAC